AUGGUAAAAAAUUCAUUCAUCUCAGUUAUUUCACAAGAAGAAGAAAAAGAAGAAAACAGGGGGUCCAUUGAAUUUCAAGUAUUUCGUUUCACCAAUAAGAUACGAAGACUGACUUCACAUUUGGAAUUGCACCGAAAAGAUUAUUUAUCUCAGAGAGGUUUACGUAAAAUCCUGGGAAAACGCCAACGACUGCUGUCUUAUUUGUCAAAGAAAAAUAGAAUACGUUAUAAAGAAUUAAUUAGUCAGCUGGAUAUUCGGGAGUCAAAAACUCGUUAA
Messenger RNA from Eucalyptus grandis, 276 nucleotides. The record is from the annotation of a RefSeq genome assembly. Lineage: Eukaryota; Viridiplantae; Streptophyta; Magnoliopsida; Myrtales; Myrtaceae.